AUGACUUGCUCACGAACUCCAGCAGGAAAUGCAAACAACCCGGAAAAAUUACGAGAUUAUGGGAUACUCUUGGCGCUGCUAGAAGCCUUGCCUUAUCUGGAUACAGAGUUCAAUAAACUAAGGGACGACCGCUUCGAACUGAAUUCUCGGCAAUUUAUACGACAAAAUAACGCAUACAGGUGUCGCGGAACACUGCCGCCCUUAGAGCAGACGCCGCUGGGAACUAAAUAG
Messenger RNA from Arctia plantaginis, 231 nucleotides. NCBI's taxonomy places the organism in Eukaryota, Metazoa, Arthropoda, Insecta, Lepidoptera, Erebidae. The record is from the annotation of a GenBank genome assembly.